This is a messenger RNA of Penicillium oxalicum, 1134 nucleotides long. RefSeq names its product sterol 24-C-methyltransferase (gene erg6). NCBI's taxonomy places the organism in Eukaryota, Fungi, Ascomycota, Eurotiomycetes, Eurotiales, Aspergillaceae. The transcript has 3 exons. Gene Ontology annotation, cellular component: endoplasmic reticulum. Gene Ontology annotation, molecular function: sterol 24-C-methyltransferase activity. The coding region runs from base 1 to 1134 and encodes 377 amino acids. Gene Ontology annotation, biological process: ergosterol biosynthetic process. The record is from RefSeq and is a predicted model, not a curated record.
AUGGCUCCUACUGCUUUGGAACGCGAGGAUAUCGCGCGUGAUGCUGCCUUCAACCAGGCUAUGCACGGCAAGUCUGCGAGGGCUCGCGGUGGUUUGACUGCGUUGCGCGCCAAGGACAACGCUGCUCAGAAGGCCGCUGUCGACGAGUACUUCAAGCACUGGGACAACAAGGGUCACGAGGAAGAGACCGCUGAGGUCCGCGAGGCUCGCCGCAAGGAAUACGCUACCCUCACCCGACACUACUAUAACUUGGCUACCGAUUUCUACGAAUAUGGCUGGGGCUCCUCCUUCCACUUCUGCCGCUUUGCGUACGGCGAGCCCUUCAACCAGGCCAUUGCCCGUCACGAGCAUUACCUCGCUAUGCAGACCGGAAUCACCGAGGACAUGAAGGUUCUGGAUGUUGGCUGUGGUGUCGGUGGCCCUGCCCGUGAGAUGGUCAAGUUCACUGGUGCCCAUGUCACCGGUCUCAACAACAAUGACUACCAGAUUGACCGCGCCACUCACUACGCUGUCAAGCAGGGUCUCUCCGAGAAGAUGGCCUUUGUCAAGGGUGAUUUCAUGCAGAUGAAGUUCCCCGACAACUCAUUCGACGCUGUCUAUGCUAUUGAAGCCACCGUCCACGCCCCUGAGCUGGUUGGCGUCUACAGCGAGAUCUUCCGUGUCCUCAAGCCCGGCGGCAAGUUUGGCGUCUACGAGUGGUUGAUGACCGACGAGUACAACAACGACGACCCCGAGCACCGCCGUAUCCGCCUUGGUAUCGAGCAGGGUGACGGUAUCUCCAACAUGGUCACCAUCUCCGAGGGUCUCAAGGCGAUGCGCGACGCUGGCUUCGAGCUGCUCCACCACGAGGAUCUGGCUGCUCGCCCCGACGCCACCCCUUGGUAUUACCCGCUGGCCGGUUCGUUCAAGCACAUGGGCUCCGUCUGGGACUUCUUCACCAUUGCCCGCAUGACCUGGUGGGGACGUGGUCUUGCCCACCGCUUCGUCGGUGCCGGUGAGACCAUUGGCCUGUUCCCCAAGGGCUCUCAGAAGACCGCUGACAGUCUGGCUCUGGCUGCGGACUGCUUGGUCGAGGGUGCGCAGAAGAACUUGUUCACCCCCAUGUACCUCAUGGUCGGCAAGAAGCCCGAGUAA